Molecule: messenger RNA, 2039 nt
Organism: Aphanomyces astaci
Lineage: Eukaryota; Oomycota; Saprolegniomycetes; Saprolegniales; Verrucalvaceae
Exons: 7
Coding region: 75-1943 (622 amino acids)
Biological process (GO): positive regulation of actin filament depolymerization; actin filament depolymerization
Cellular component (GO): cortical actin cytoskeleton
Molecular function (GO): actin filament binding
Source: RefSeq, a predicted model, not a curated record
CUGUACUUUACGCCACCAAGGGAAAUUAUCCUUUCGACGCCACAUUUAUACUUUACGCCACCAAGGGAAAGGACAUGGCCACGAGCAACCCCGUCGAGCGACUUCCCGACCCGAACCUCAAGGUGACCUUCAGCCCGCAUCCGACGACGUCGCGCGGCAGUCCCACCGUGCUAGGCGUGCACCCCAAGGAACCCAAAAUCGUGUACUGCACCGGAAAACUCGUGGUCGUGCGUGACUUGGUGAACCCCGUCGAGUGCUUCCUGUACAAGGGCCACAACGACGCUACGACGGUUGCGAAAUUUUCCCCCAAUGGGUACUGGGUCGCGUCCGCCGAUAUCGCCGGCCGAGUCCGCGUUUGGUCGUACGAUAACCCCGAGCAUACCCUCAAAGUAGAAGUGCCCGUUUUCGCUGGCGAAGUGAAGGACUUGCAAUGGGACCCCGACAGCAAGCGCAUCGUUGCCGUGGGAGAUGGCCGCACCGUGUCGUCACGGGUGUUUAUGUGGGAUACUGGCAACAGCAUUGGUGAAAUCGUCGGCCACACGAAGCGCAUCAUGAGCGUGGACUACAAGCCGACUCGUCCGUUCCGCAUCUUGACGGCGUCAGAGGACUCGACCGUCCGUGCGUUCGAAGGCCCGCCAUUCAAGUUCAAGCACUCGAUUCCUGCGCACUCGAACUUUGCCAACUGCGUCCGCUAUUCGCCCGACGGCGUCCAUGCCGUGAGUGUCGGCUCCGACAAGGGCAUGGUGCUAUACGACGCCAAGACGAGCGAAAAGCUCGCGUCGUUCCCCGUCGAGCACACCGUGUCCAUCUACUCGGUGGCGUGGAGUCCCGACAGCAAGCAACUCUUGACCGCGUCCGGCGACAAGACGGUCAAGCUGUGGGACGUGGCGUCCUUGUCGGUGGUGACCACGUUCACGUUUGGCUCCGGUGCGAUCGAAGACAUGCAAGUGUCGGUCGUAUGGGUUGGCGACUUUCUCGUGUCCUUGUCGCUCUCUGGCGACCUCAACUACCUCGACUUGUCCCACCCGGACAAGCCACUUCGAGUGGUGCAAGGCCAUCAAGUGAGCCUCCAAGCGCUCGCUGUAGACACGGACACGGGCGCGCUCGUCACGGGAAGCUACGACGGCGCCGUCGUGUCGUGGCACGCGUCCAUCGGGCGUCGGUUCACGGGCGCCGCCCACACGGCCAAGGUCACGUCCAUCGACGUACAUCGCGGCAUCGUGGCCAGCGGCGGAUGGGACGACGUCGUGCGCUUUGGGUCGCUCGUUGACGCUUCGUACUCUGGCAGCGUCGGCCUCAACGGCGCCCAGCCGUCGGACGUGGCGCUCGCGACGCACGCGCCGUCCGGCACCGUGUUGUGUGUGGUGGCGACCAACAAAGGCGUCAAGUUGCUCGUGAACGGCGCGCUCGCGUUCGAAACGUCCGCCACGGCCGCAUGGACCCCCACGAGCGUGGCGAUUACGUCGUCUGGGGAACAAGUGGCGGUGGGCGGUGACGAAGACCGUCGUGUGCAUUUGUUUGACGUGGUGGGGAAUGGAGACGAGUGGUCGUUGGUGGAGCGAGACGGCGCCGCGUUUGCGCACAACGGGUCGGUCACCAGUCUCGAAUAUUCGCCGGAUGGGACCCUGCUGGCGGCGGGCGAUGCCGCGCGGGAGGUGCGCGUAUGGGACGUAGCCCAAGGCAUCCCCCGCGUAGGGGGCCAGUGGGUCCACCACACUACGCGCGUGACGAGCGUCGCGUGGAACCCCAGCGGCACCCACGUGGCGUCGGGCGCGUCGGACGAGCACAUUUUCGUGUGGAACGUGCAGCAACCGUCCAACCGCCACAAGUUUGAAAACGCCCACCGCGACGGCGUCAUGGCCGUCAAGUUUGUCGCCGACGACCAGCUCGUGUCGGUUGGAAACGAUGCCGCCGUGCAUACGUGGCAAGUGCCCUCGGUGUAGAGAUAGAUGUACACGUUCGUCCUGACGAGUGUACACUAGUCGAGAUUGAUUGCCCGAAGAAGAAUCAAAACAUUGCUUUUCUUAGUGUUGAUUGAG